Molecule: messenger RNA, 1138 nt
Organism: Anthonomus grandis grandis
Lineage: Eukaryota; Metazoa; Arthropoda; Insecta; Coleoptera; Curculionidae
Product: Na(+)/H(+) exchange regulatory cofactor NHE-RF2-like
Exons: 1
Coding region: 333-875 (180 amino acids)
Biological process (GO): protein localization to plasma membrane
Cellular component (GO): apical plasma membrane
Molecular function (GO): protein-membrane adaptor activity; protein binding
Source: RefSeq, a predicted model, not a curated record
AAUCAAGUACCAGCAUUACGCGUUAACACCGCCAACCGCCACUAACCACUACCAGGGAACCAAUGAACCAAACAAAAAGUAGGCUUUUUGUCUUUGGCGCAGUGAACGUGUAGCUUCGAAAAUUCACGGUACUAUUACGUGUUUUAUGCCAUCCAAAUAACUGAAAAAUACGAAUCACAAAUAACACCUGCUUCUCCGCGAGUGGACAGUAGUUUUACCUGUUUUUAAAAGUGACUGGUUGCAUCAGUAUAGCGAUGGUUUCACCAGUGUGACGUUUGACCUUUGUAAAUAUCUGUUUCGUCUGAUUUUCUCUGCUUUAAAACUGCAUAAAUAUGUCAGGUGAAAAACUUAAUGGACAUAAUAAAGGUGCGCGGUUAUGUCACAUAAAGAAAGUGGCUAGUUUUGAUGGGUAUGGAUUUAAUUUACAUGCAGAAAAGGGUAAAUCAGGCCAGUAUAUAGGCAAGGUCGAUGAAGGAUCUCCAGCGGAACUGGCUGGCCUUCGACAGGGCGAUAGAAUUUUGGAAGUCAACGGAGAAAGUAUUGGGGACAAGACACAUAAACAAGUCGUCGAACUUAUUAAGCAAAAUGCGAAUGAAACGAAAUUAAUCGUAAUCGACCCUGAGGAUGACUCCAUUAUAUUAAGUAUUAACAGUGAAGCAAAGCAAAAUGCAGAUAAUAGCUCCAAUGGCAAACAAGAUGAUAAUUAUUCCAACCACAUUCCAUCAAUUAAGAAGGAGAGGGAAAUGAAUAGUACCUUGAAUCUCAGCAUGACUGCCGCUGAACUUCGUGCUAAGUUAGCGGCGAAGAAAAAAUUCGACCCUAAGAAAGAAGCUAUGGAUUUCAAGCAAAAAUUUGAUAUCGUGCAAAAGUUAUGAGACUGUGUUGUGAGUUGAAUGUAAAUCUAUGUAUAUUGUGUAUGUUGUUUCUUUUUGUCGUGUAGCGCAACUUAGUUUUAUAAAAAGUCAUCUAGCAAGAUCUAAAGGUUUGAUUAUGAAUUAUAGUGUUUAUUAUAAUAUACUAGGAUAGGUAUACCAGUAAUACAGUAAUGAUUCUCAAAGCCUAAGAAAUAAUUGAUACGCUAAUAUUAUAAACCACUUAGAUGAAAGAAUUAAAAAGAAGAUGUGAGUAAAUAACAUAA